AUGAGUGCAACUGAAUUUGUUGAAGACGUCAAAGAACCAGAAAAGACACAAAUCCAAGUAGAACCAUUACAGAAAAAAUUAUCGGACAACUCAGGUGGUUUCACUGAUAAUCAAAUUGAUGAAUAUUUGGCUAAAUUUUUGGAUAUUUCAAACAAUGCCCAAGGUAAUGAAAGUGCAGAAAAGAAGAUGUCAUUGAAAGAAGGUCUAAAAACUUUCCCAAAAGCUGCAAUGUGGUCCUUUGUCUUAUCAAGUUCAAUUAUCAUGGAAGGUUAUGACACCAAUUUAUUGAAUUCAUUUUAUGCAUUUCCAGCUUUCAACAGGAAAUAUGGUGAAUAUUUUGAAGAACUUGGUAGAUGGGAAAUCCCUGCCAAAUGGCAAACUUCAUUAUCAAUGGCUGUUUAUGUUGGUGAGGUUCUUGGUUUAUUCUUUGCUGGUGUUGUCGCUGAUAGAUAUGGUUACCGGAAAACUUUGAUUGGUGCAUUGGGUACUAUCAUGGGAUUCAUCUUUAUUGUUUUCUUUUCCAUCAAUGUUGAAAUGUUGUUAGCAGGUGAAAUUCUUUUGGGUUUCUGUUGGGGUAUGUUACAAACGUUGGUGAUAACCUAUGCGACUGAUGUUUGUCCAUUGGUUUUGAGAGUUUAUUUGACAACUUAUAUCAAUGCUUGUUGGGUUAUUGGUCAAUUGAUUUCCUCUUGUAUUUUGCGUGGUGUUUUGGAAUCUAAAGAUCCACAUUCUUAUAGAAUUCCAUUUGCAAUCCAAUGGGUUUGGCCAAUUCCUAUCAUGAUUGGUAUCUAUUUAGCACCAGAAUCACCAUGGUGGUUGACAAGAAAUAAUAAAGCAGCUGAAGCCAAAAAGAAUAUCAAACGUUUGAUCACUGUUAAUGAAAAUUCACCAGAUCCAGAUGUGUUAGCAAAUGCAAUGUUCAAUAAGAUGCAAUUGACAAUCAAAGAAGAAGAAGCCUCAACAUCUGGUGUUAGUUAUCUUGAUUGUUUCAGAGGUGAUAACUUUAGAAGAACAAGAAUUGCCUCUAUUAUUUGGUUACUUCAAAAUAUUACUGGUUCAGCAUUCAUGGGUUACUCAACUUAUUUCUAUAAGCAAGCUGGUUUAGCGGAAUCAAUGUCUUUCACCUUCUCAAUUAUUCAAUAUGUUUUGGGAUUACUUGGAACUAUUGGAUCUUGGUUCUUAUCACAAAAACUUGGUCGUUUCACCAUUUUCUUUUGUGGAUUGAUUGGUCAAUUUUCAGUUUUAAUAAUCACUGGUGGGUUAGGUUUUACUUCUUCAAGUGGUGCAUCUUGGGCUAUUGGAUCAUUACUAUUGAUAUUCACAUUCAUUUAUGAUUUUACUGUUGGACCAAUCACUUAUUGUGCUGUUGCAGAAAUGCCAUCAGUGAGACUGAGACAAAAGACAGUCAUUAUUGCAAGAAAUGUGUAUAAUAUUGCUGGUAUAAUCACUGGUAUCAUCACACCUUAUAUGUUGAAUCCAACUGCAUGGGAUUGGAAAGCUAAAGCAGGUUUAUUGUGGGCAGGUUUCAGUUUUGUUGGUAUAAUUUGGUGUUGGUUUGAAUUCCCAGAAACAAAAGGAAGAACAUUUGCUGAGUUGGAUGUAUUAUUCCGUGAUGGUGUCUCAUCUAGAAAGUUCAAGCAUACUGAAGUUGAGUUAUUCAAUACUGAAGAAAUGAUUCAAAAGAUUGGUGAAGAAGAAAUCAAAAAAAUUGUUGAGGCUGAUCAAGUUGAAAAACCUGAGAAGGUCUGA
This is a messenger RNA of Hansenula anomala, 1749 nucleotides long. RefSeq lists its product as uncharacterized. Gene Ontology annotation, molecular function: carbohydrate:proton symporter activity. The record is from RefSeq and is a predicted model, not a curated record. The coding region runs from base 1 to 1749 and encodes 582 amino acids. The transcript has a single exon. Gene Ontology annotation, cellular component: membrane. NCBI's taxonomy places the organism in Eukaryota, Fungi, Ascomycota, Saccharomycetes, Phaffomycetales, Wickerhamomycetaceae. Gene Ontology annotation, biological process: transmembrane transport; carbohydrate transport.